CGGGGCCGCUGACGGAGGCGCGGGCCGGCGUGUGAGGCCCCGCCGUGGGGGGCGAGGGGCGUCGGUCGGCGGGCGAGAUUCGGCGCGCCGGGCGCUCCCGGGGACCGCCGCCACCGCCGCCGCCAUGUCGGUGCUGGGCGAGUACGAGCGACACUGCGAUUCCAUCAACUCGGACUUCGGCAGCGAGUGCGGGGGUGGCGGGGACUCGGGCCCGGGGCCCGGCGGCGGCAGCGCGGGCCCGCGCGGCGGCGGCAUCGGCGGCGCGGCGGAGCAGGAGGAGCUGCACUACAUCCCCAUCCGCGUGCUGGGCCGCGGCGCCUUCGGGGAGGCCACGCUGUACCGCCGCACCGAGGAUGACUCAUUGGUUGUGUGGAAGGAAGUUGAUUUGACCCGAUUGUCUGAGAAGGAACGUCGUGAUGCUCUGAAUGAGAUUGUUAUUCUGGCGCUCCUGCAGCACGACAACAUCAUUGCCUACUACAAUCACUUCAUGGACAACACGACCCUGCUGAUCGAGCUGGAGUAUUGUAAUGGAGGGAACUUAUAUGACAAAAUCCUUCGUCAGAAAGACAAGUUGUUCGAGGAAGAGAUGGUGGUGUGGUAUCUAUUUCAGAUUGUUUCAGCAGUGAGCUGUAUCCAUAAAGCUGGAAUUCUUCAUAGAGAUAUAAAGACAUUAAAUAUUUUUCUGACCAAGGCAAAUCUGAUCAAACUUGGAGAUUAUGGUCUAGCUAAGAAGCUUAAUUCUGAGUAUUCCAUGGCUGAGACGCUUGUAGGAACUCCAUAUUACAUGUCUCCAGAGCUCUGCCAAGGAGUAAAAUAUAGUUUCAAGUCUGAUAUCUGGGCAGUGGGCUGCGUCAUUUUUGAACUGCUUACACUAAAGAGAACAUUUGAUGCUACAAAUCCACUUAAUCUGUGUGUGAAGAUUGUACAAGGAAUUCGGGCCAUGGAAGUUGAUUCUAGCCAGUAUUCUUUGGAACUGAUCCAAAUGGUUCAUGUGUGCCUCGACCAGGAUCCUGAACAGAGACCCACUGCGGAUGAACUUCUGGAUUGCCCCCUUCUCAGGAAGCGCAGGAGAGAGAUGGAGGAAAAAGUCACGCUACUUAAUGCACCGACCAAGAGACCAAGGUCAAGCACUGUGACUGAAGCACCCAUUGCUGUGGUCACAUCACGGACCAGUGAAGUCUACGUUUGGGGUGGUGGAAAAUCCACUCCCCAGAAACUGGACGUCAUCAAGAGUGGCUGCAGUGCCCGUCAGGUGUGCGCAGGGAACACUCACUUUGCUGUGGUCACAGUAGAAAAAGAACUCUACACCUGGGUGAACAUGCAGGGGGGUACCAAACUUCAUGGUCAGCUGGGCCAUGGAGACAAGGCCUCUUACAGACAACCGAAGCAUGUGGAAAAGUUGCAAGGCAAAGCUAUCCGUCAAGUGUCAUGUGGUGACGAUUUCACUGUCUGUGUAACCGAUGAAGGUCAGAUCUAUGCCUUCGGAUCUGAUUAUUACGGCUGCAUGGGGGUGGACAAGGUUGCUGGCCCUGAAGUACUAGAACCCAUGCAGUUGAACUUCUUCCUGAAUAAUCCAGUGGAGCAGGUCUCCUGUGGGGAUAAUCACGUGGUGGUUCUGACGCGAAACAAAGAAGUCUAUUCUUGGGGCUGUGGGGAAUAUGGACGACUGGGUUUGGAUUCAGAAGAGGACUAUUACACACCACAGAAGGUGGAUGUUCCCAAGACUUUGAUUAUUGUCGCAGUUCAGUGUGGCUGUGAUGGAACAUUUCUUCUUACCCAGUCAGGCAAAGUGCUGGCCUGUGGACUCAAUGAGUUUAAUAAGCUUGGUCUGAAUCAGUGCAUGUCUGGAAUCAUCAACCAUGAAGCAUACCAUGAAGUUCCCUACACAACCUCCUUUACUCUGGCCAAACAGUUGUCCUUCUAUAAAAUCCGUACAGUUGCCCCAGGAAAGACUCACACAGCUGCUAUUGAUGAGCGAGGCCGGCUCCUGACCUUUGGCUGCAACAAGUGUGGACAGCUGGGCAUUGGCAAUUACAAGAAGCGUCUGGGAAUCAAUGUGCUGACGGGACCCCUCAGUGGGAAGCAAGUGAUCAGGGUCUCCUGUGGCGAUGAGUUUACCAUCGCCGCCACGGAUGAUAACCACAUUUUUGCUUGGGGCAAUGGUGGUAAUGGUCGCCUGGCAAUGACCCCCACAGACAGACCACAUGGCUCUGAUAUCUGUACCUCGUGGCCUCGGCCUAUUUUUGGAUCUCUGCAUCAUGUCCCAGACCUGUCCUGCCGGGGCUGGCACACCAUCCUCAUUGUUGAGAAAGUAUUGAAUUCCAAGACCAUCCGUUCCAAUAGCAGCAGCUUAUCCAUCAGAACUGUGGUACAGAGCUCUGGCCCAGGAAGCGGCGGUGGGGGAGAAGAGGAAGACAGUCAACAGGAAUCGGAAACUCCUGAUCCGAGUGGAGGCUUUCGAGGAACAAUGGAAGCAGACCGAGGAAUAGAAGGUUUAGUCAGUCCCACGGAGGCCGUGGGCAUCAGCAGUGGGGCCAGCAGCUCCUGUCCAGGCUGGCUUCGAAAGGAGCUGGAAAAUGCUGAGUUCAUCCCCAUGCCCAACAGCUCGUCUCCCCUCAGUGCAGCCUUCUCGGAGUCUGAGAAAGACACCUUGCCCUACGAAGAGCUCCAGGAACUGAAAGUGGCCUCAGAGGCGCCCUCAGAAAACAAGCCCGCAGCCGGGGCCUGGCCGCCUCGGCUGCCUGCUGCGGGGACAGGUGCCAGGAAGGGCGUGCCGGCACCGCCGUCUCCGUGCGCCUGCAGCACUCUGCAGGCGGAGGUCGAGAGACUGCAGGGGCUGUUGCUCAAGUGUCUGGCUGAACAGCAGAAGCUCCAGCAAGAAAACCUCCAGAUCUGUACCCAGCUGCAGAAGCUGAACAAGAAUUUGGAAGUGGGGCAGCAGGUGGGGAUGCAUUCCAAAGGAACGCAGACAGCAAAGGAAGAAAUGGAGAUGGAUCCAAAGCCUGACUUAGAUUCCGAUUCCUGGUGCCUCCUAGGAACAGACUCCUGUCGACCCAGCCUCUAGUCUCAUGAGCCUGUGUAGCCUCCAGGAAACUGGGGCGCAGAGAACUUCACAGCACACUUACUGAAUGCAGAGCGCGCUUUCCUGGCUUUGUUCACUUGCAGACAAGGAGCGCGAGGCGGAGGGUCUGGAGCACUUUCCACAGACACUGGGAGAGUGGCGUUGCCUUUUAGCUAGGAUCUAGGAGUGGUUUUGUUUGGAGGAUGGAAGGGCCCCGUGGCCCUGGCUUUGUCCUGACUGCCAUAGCAACAGCAGCUCUGUACCUCAUCUGGGACCCCACCUUUGAAGAGGAGACACAAUGCUCACUUUAAUUUCACUGGUAGCAGCUUAUAUCCCAUUCAUCAUUUCACCAUUACCUGGAAGCUGCCUCGGGGAUUCAACACCAGGCAUUGCACCUCUGGGUGGAGGAGGGAAAGUGUGAAGCUGAAAUGGGCUGGAACCAAGCCUGGCUCGCUCAGGGUCCCCCGGAGAGUGGUCAAAGGGCUCAGAGCCCUCUCGGGAUCCCUGAGUACAGGAAAAGGUGUCUGUGUAGUCGAUCUAGAAAGUUCAGUCACUUCAUGCAGCUCCAUGCUUGAGGGGGAAAGUGGGCUUAGCUUUCCCUCUGAGGGCUGACUGAAAUGUCUUCAGUAAGGAGUAGAGGGGAAAGGACAGGGCCCUCCACGUCCCAGAGCUGGAGUUUCAGGCUGUGGCCAGUACAGGGUAAGCUUGUCUCGCUGUGGAAGAGACCUAAGAGAUGAGGUGUCUGAUAGGAAUUGAGUCAGUGGGGUUUUAACAUCCAGGUUUUUAGGAGAAAGAAAAACAUGAGGGAGAAGAGGUCCCCUUUGGCUGCCUUUACUGGAAGGCCUCGGGUGACAGAGCCUUCUGCCCACCCGUCACCUUCAGGCUCCUGGAGUUUGGGUAGCAGCUGGCCCCAGCCACUCCCUUCCCAUAUGUCUAGUCAGUAUUUUUCCCCUUUCGGUGUUUUAUGAAGCCGUAUCAGUGAGUUUGUCUCAUUUUUCCUCCAUGAGUAGCCUAAAGCCAGCACCAAACCCUGGUAGUCCAGGAAGCCUCGCUGAACAGGUAGAACCUGCCAAGUGAAAGAAAAGAACCUGGCCGAGAGCUCCCCUCUGUGCCCGUGCUGUCGUGUCCCGGUAGGCAGGAGCGAGUCAGCUUUCCAAAGGGAGCAAUAGUGUCCUAGAAGAAUAGAAUUUCUUCCAGUUGAGGCCAGUGUUAAGGAUGUGAGCUGUGUUUCACCUAGCCUUAUGAAAUGUUCUUUUCUAUAAGACGUGCUUUGGUGAAUCUCACAUCCUCUCUCCUUAAAUGAAUUUUUGUUUCAUUUUCCCAUACUUAAAAAAAAAAGUAAGUUUGGGAAUAUGUUCAACAUUUUCAAAGAAUGUGCUAUGAAAUUUCAGCCAUUUCUCUAAAACUGGUAGAGUAAAGGCAGGUGCUUGGGGGAAACUCAUGGCUGGGAUGGGCAACUCUGUUCAAUGGGAUCUUUUUGGUUUGAUGUUCCCAUUGUUUUCUCAAUUCUGGGAAGCCUAGUACAAUGGUACUAAUGUAAUCACUGAAGCCUUUCCUUAAAAUAAGGGAAGGGCCCAACCCUGUAGAAAGGUGACAAGUUCUGGGGACGUGGGAGUUUGCUAUACACCCUGACAGUGGGUUCCGGUUCAUCAUGUGAAUGCAACUUUGACUCUUGUGAGGACUUAAUCAUUGAAGGCCUUUCCUGUUCUGUAGCCCCCAUGCUCACCAUCUCAGCAGGCCUGAGAGGCGGGGGCCCUGUGGGUCUAGCUGACACGCACUGACCCUGCCGUGGACCUGCGGAACGCAAAAGGGGGAGCACGCUGCUCAGGGCCGGGGUCAUCCGCCAGCAGCAGAGCGCAGUGGUCAUGCUCGCUAGCAUGUUCCCCUGGGAAGUCUAGGUUUACUGUUAAUCUGGCUGAGAAUAUAAAUUCUGUGCCUUUAGAGACAGUUUGCACUUUGAUUGUGCCUGACACGGCUGUAUGAUAUUUCCCACCAAACAGCUAUGCAAACAGGAACCAAUUCAAAGGUGGCAGUGGAUAAAGUGUGAGGCAGCAGAAAUGCCUUUGAGUGGUUUUCUGUCAUCACUCAUUCUCUUAUAUUUUGUCCUGUUUUCUUUUCCUUAUGCGAAGUGUUUUAAGUUUUCCAGUAGUAAUGCUUUUUUGAGUUAAAGUAUAACCUGAGAUACCCCUCUGCUCUGACACUGUUGCCACAGAAGCAGCUUACUGUGAGCUAGGCUAUUUGAAAGGUUGAAGGUAAAGUGGUUUGGCAUUUCUGUUUUAAAUAAACGUUUAAACUCUCAA
Molecule: messenger RNA, 5361 nt
Organism: Sorex fumeus (smoky shrew)
Lineage: Eukaryota; Metazoa; Chordata; Mammalia; Eulipotyphla; Soricidae
Gene: NEK9
Product: NIMA related kinase 9
Exons: 22
Coding region: 125-3064 (979 amino acids)
Biological process (GO): protein phosphorylation
Cellular component (GO): centrosome
Molecular function (GO): protein kinase binding; protein kinase activity; ATP binding
Source: RefSeq, a predicted model, not a curated record